GCCAAAGAUGUUGGCUUGGUCAUGUGAUCAGCUGUGUCCAAUCACAGCUCAUCGCAUAGGACAUGUACACUGGUCAUCAGGGCACUGAUGAUCAGUCAGUGCCACCUGUCAGUGUUCAUCAAUGCCAGCUGUCAGUGCCCAUCAGUGCCACAUCAAUGCCACAUAUCAGUGCCUACCAGUGCACAUCAAUGCCACAUAUCAGUGCCCAUCUGAGCUGCUUUUCAGUGCCACCUAUCAAUUCUUGUCAGUGCCGCCUGUCAGUGCCCAUCAGUGCUGCCUAACAGUGCC
Molecule: messenger RNA, 288 nt
Organism: Staurois parvus
Lineage: Eukaryota; Metazoa; Chordata; Amphibia; Anura; Ranidae
Source: the annotation of a GenBank genome assembly